AUGAUCCGUUUCAUCCUCGUGCAAAACCGGCAGGGCAAGACGCGGCUUUCGAAAUUCUACGUUCCCUACGACGACCAAGAGAAGAUCCGACUACGCGGCGAAGUUCAUCGACUGAUCGCACCCAGGGACCAAAAGUAUCAGAGCAACUUUGUUGAGUUUCGCAACUACAAGCUCGUGUAUCGACGUUAUGCGGGCCUCUUCUUCUGCGUCUGUGUCGACGCAAAUGACAACGAACUGGCGUAUCUAGAGGCGAUCCACCUCUUUGUAGAGGUACUAGACGCCUUCUUCGGCAACGUCUGCGAGCUCGAUCUAGUGUUCAACUUUUACAAGGUCUACGCCAUCCUCGACGAAGUCUUUCUUGCAGGCGAGAUCGAGGAGACCUCGAAACACGUCGUGCUCGCGCGCCUGGAUCAGCUGGAAAAGCUCGAUUGA
Molecule: messenger RNA, 432 nt
Organism: Mycosarcoma maydis (corn smut)
Lineage: Eukaryota; Fungi; Basidiomycota; Ustilaginomycetes; Ustilaginales
Product: putative clathrin coat assembly protein ap17
Exons: 4
Coding region: 1-432 (143 amino acids)
Biological process (GO): protein transport; clathrin-dependent endocytosis
Cellular component (GO): AP-2 adaptor complex; intracellular membrane-bounded organelle
Molecular function (GO): clathrin-cargo adaptor activity
Source: RefSeq, a predicted model, not a curated record